AUUUCAAAUAAACCAACAUCAGCUGAAAUUAAUUAAAUUAGAUGAAAACACAGAUCAGGUUUCAUCAUUCAUUCAGACAGUUUGAACAAGUAUGUGUGUGCAGUAUGUCUUUGUGUGAAGUGUGUCAUGUGUGGGUGUAAAGGUAGAUUAGAAACACUGUGGGACUUUUACUCUUUCAUUCUUUACACGUUUUCUCUUUCUGGUUUGGGAUUAAAAGUCCUGCACUCAGUUCAGCAGCAUGUUCAUUCAGCUCAGUCUACAGCUCGCACUCAUCACCAUUAUUAUCAUCUUCAUCUCCAUCAUCAUGUCCAGCUGGAGUGGCUUGUUCUUCGUCCUCUGCAGUGUCCUGACCCCUGCCCUCUGCUGUGAUUGGGUCAGGCACUUUGGUCGUCUGAAUGGAGAAUCUCUGAAUCUCAUCCAGAACAUGGGGGGUCCGCUGACUGAACAGCAGAGUCCAGUUCCCUUCCCGUACAGACUCUACGAACACAUACAUAAAGAGAAGGUGGAGGCCCAGCUGGUUUUCAUCAGGGACAGUCUGAUAAUGAUUUCUGACCUCUAUGACCAUGACAACCUCACCUCAGUUACCUGGAAUAACAUCACGAUGGAGCACUUUCUAAGCAACAUCCAUAGACAGACCGUGGAACUAAACAGCUGUGUGUCCAGUAACAGGCAGGUGAACCUCACCUCAGUUACCUGUAAGAACAACACAGUUAAAGACUCUUUGGAGAACGUCACCAGACAGACGGAGGACCUCAACAGAUGUGUGUUACUCAAAAAGGGAGUGGACCACAAGCUGAGAAACUACUACAGGAGACUGACCAGGCGUACUCUGGACCACACUGGUGGCAGUGCUGCAUCAUGGGAGCUGAUCAGAAAGGAAACUAAACAGCACCUGGGUCACCUGGAUGUGCUGAUGAACUCCAUCACAGCUUCAGGUGCUGCCAGCAGGAGGCGCUCUACACCGACUCAGUAGUGGCAGUAGUGACUCAUCUCAACAGAUUGAUUAAUUGAUCUGGUUUAUUUAUGUAACUCUGACUAUGCUGCUUUAAAUUAUACUUAAAUGUAUUUAUUUAUUUAUAUUUAUCAUGUUUCUAUCGAUGAACAAAGCGGUAUUUUUCUAUUUAUUUAUUGGACCCUGACAUUUUGGUAUUUAAAGACACUCAUCUGAUUUUUUUACUUGAAAAAAAGGUUUAAGAAAAGUGGAUUUUCUCAGGUACAGUGUUCAGGCUGUGUGAUUCUACUGUUUAAUUAAGCCUCUCAUACUUGUGUACUUUUACUGCUGGUACUGUUUUACAUGAUUGUGACAGAACUUUUAUUUUCACUAUAGACACUUGAAGAACUUGAAUCAAAUCAAACUUUUGUACUUUUGUUGUGAUAAUUUAAAU
This is a messenger RNA of Notolabrus celidotus (New Zealand spotty), 1385 nucleotides long. Its product is annotated as interferon a3-like. The transcript has 6 exons. The record is from RefSeq and is a predicted model, not a curated record. Lineage: Eukaryota; Metazoa; Chordata; Actinopteri; Labriformes; Labridae. Gene Ontology annotation, cellular component: extracellular region. Gene Ontology annotation, biological process: defense response. The coding region runs from base 239 to 973 and encodes 244 amino acids. Gene Ontology annotation, molecular function: cytokine receptor binding.